AUGCGAUGGCGGAGAGCUGUCAGCAUCGUCAAAAACCCCCGCCGGCGGUUCCGGUGCGUCGCCGAUCUCGCCAAGCGCGCUGAGGCCGAACGCAGGAAGCGAAGCAUCCAGGUCCCUCUUUCUUCUCCCCCUUUUUCUAUUGAACUCCGGAUUCUCUCCCUCUCUUCGUUUCUGCCCAAUUUUUUUUUUGGGCUUUGA
Molecule: messenger RNA, 198 nt
Organism: Linum tenue
Lineage: Eukaryota; Viridiplantae; Streptophyta; Magnoliopsida; Malpighiales; Linaceae
Source: the annotation of a GenBank genome assembly